Fusarium verticillioides 7600 is the source of this 1518-nucleotide messenger RNA. RefSeq lists its product as hypothetical. The record is from RefSeq and is a predicted model, not a curated record. Bases 1 to 1518 code for a protein of 505 amino acids. NCBI's taxonomy places the organism in Eukaryota, Fungi, Ascomycota, Sordariomycetes, Hypocreales, Nectriaceae. The transcript has a single exon.
AUGGAUGGAGAUGAUGUUUCCCAGACUGAAUCUUGCUUCAAAUUGCUGGCCACUGUCAAGCUCAUCACAGAGAACGCUGCAGAAUGCCACAGGCAACUCGUGGGUCACGAGUUGUUAAGCCUGAAAGACGACCACCUAGAUCUUGACAACCAAAUUAGAGAGCUGGGUGCUGAGAUGUGCAAGCUUCAAGAGAAUAAUCAAGAUAUCACUAUCCAUGCCGAUUAUGCCAAAGAGUUGGGAGAAAAGCGGAAAAAGAUCGUCCGCGACAUUGCUAGGAGAGCACGCAAGGAACCUCUCACGCUGGCCCAUGUCGAGCCACAUAUCAAAGAAUUUAUGGCUAAAACUGAUAAGGCUAUGGAGGUCAUACUUGUGUAUCACGACCAACUAAGAGCACGAUCUCUGCCACCUACCCCACCUACCGACGUGGGCGAUGAUAGCGACAACGACGCGCCACUCGAUCCAGCGAGUUCUUCCCCUGCCUUUCCCAACCCUAACCUUCGAAGUCAUCCCCAUAGCAGGCAGACUUCCCCAGACGCAGGAGGCCACCCAUUUGCCAACCGUCGCGCACGUUGUCGCGAGACCACGACCGCGGAAAUAGGUGGGUUCCCCGGUCAGAAGAUCACGGAGACACCGGCAGGAAGUGGCGAGUGGUAUGUCUUUCAUUGUGAAGAGCAUAGUCUGCCCCUAGAUGGUCUUUCGCGUCCAGCACAGGCUGCCGCAAGGCAUGCUAUAGCGCAUGGGCUCCCACCAACUCGCCCAUCUGCCAUUGAAGCCUUUGGCAUCAAGAUCGUUGAUUGCGACGCUACAAUAGCCAAGGCACACAACGAUCGGGUCGUUCUCAAGUCUAAGUGUAAGGGCUUCUCCCAAGUUACGAGAGGUACUGGCAACAACCCUUAUCGUCCUCAACGUGGCGCACGCACUGACAGCGAUAUGGCAUCGCUUCUUGGCGAUAUUAGCCCCUCACAUCCUCGGCAUAUCCCUAUCCGACAAGCAGCAGCCACGAGAAAGCGCACCAUUCUCACACGGGAACUGGACGGCACUGUAACGCCCGUUGAGAUUACCGCCAAGACAAUCUACUGGAUCAAGUGGCCAGACGAUGGCAUCUGCUAUCCCGCCUACGUUAUUCCCUGGUCAUCCUUCCCUCGAUUUCGGAGCAAGUACAUCGCCCCAGUUGAUCGUGGACUGUUGGAGUCGGUAGACGAGUUACCAGCCUGUUAUGACAAAGCCCAUGGUCUCGCUGGUGUUUGGGCAGAGGGAUACAAAGGCGGCCAACGAAACAUGCAUAAGAGGGUGUAUCCCGUCAUCUUCUUUACGCUUGGGAAGAGGUUUCCGUGGGAGUGUGAGACUGCUUGGGCUGCGGAGGAGGACUUUCGUGUCUUUGAUGGCGACAAGGAAGACCCUCAGUUCAAGGCGUUGGUUGACCAUUGGAAAGCGAGAGAGAAUCGCCAGACUCCAGAUGAUGAGUUGAUCAGAAUGAGCAAGUUGAUGAUCUUAUGUUUUUCUGGUUUCGGUUACUGA